Molecule: messenger RNA, 809 nt
Organism: Cladophialophora immunda
Lineage: Eukaryota; Fungi; Ascomycota; Eurotiomycetes; Chaetothyriales; Herpotrichiellaceae
Exons: 3
Coding region: 1-795 (264 amino acids)
Source: RefSeq, a predicted model, not a curated record
AUGGCAGGCCGAAGAAUUGCUCUUGUUACUGGUGGCAACAACGGUAUCGGCUACGAGACAGUCAAGGCCCUCCUUCAGUCCAAUCAGCCAUAUCAUGUUCUCUUGGGCAGUCGCUCACUCGAGAAGGCCGAACAUGCAAUCGAGAAGCUCCACAAAGAAUGUGGCGAGUCAGCCAACACCGUCGAAGCGCUCCAAGUCGAUCUUAACAGUGAUACCUCCAUCGAAACAGCAUUCGAUCAGGUCAAGACCAAGUUGGGACAUAUUGAUGCGCUCAUAAAUAACGCGGGAGCGACAUUUGAUCUCGCAUUUGUAGCCAAUGACGUCUCCCUCCGCGACUGCUUUUUGAGAGCCUACGAUGUCAACGUCGCGGGUACCAAUGUCCUAACCUGGACCUUUAUGCCACUCUUGCUCAAAUCCCAUGACCCUCGUCUGGUCUUCGUGACAGGCCUCUCCAACGUCACACAAGCAAGCAGGUCUUAUUUUCCUACGCCGCCUCAACCCGCUGGGUGGCCGAAGAAGAUCGAAUUUGAGACGAUCGGGUAUCGAUGCAGUAAGACAGCGCUGAACAUGUUGAUGGUGGACUGGAAUCACAAGUUGAAGGCAGACGGAGUCAAGGUUUGGGCUGUUGGACCUGGGCUUCUGGAGACGGAUCUAGGGAAUGCACGGCAUUUGGCGAAGGAGAUGGGGGCGAAGCAUCCGAGUGUCGGUGGACAAUUCAUCAGGAGUGUUGUGGAGGGAGCAAGAGAUGAAGAUGUGGGGAAAAUCGUAGUGAAGGAUGGGAUUUCGGAAUUCUGAGGUCAAGUAAUGAG